CUAGCUUUUGACCUUUUUAAGACGUCAAAUGUUUGUAAACAAUACCAAUCGGAUUCAACCUUGAAUUUAAAAAAAGAAUUGCCAGAAUAUUCUUGAUAAAGUAAUGGAGUAUAUAAAAGAAUGCACACUCAAUAACAGUUUAACAGACUUAAGCAGCACCACUUGUGAUUGUGUGAAAAAAAAAAAUACGCUGAUAAUUUCAUCGCAUAAUAUCAUUAUUAAUUAGAUCUAUUACUACAAAUCUACUACCAAUAAAGUAGAUUUCUAAAUCGAUAGACAGAUAACUUGACUUGAUAAUUAAUUUGCUACAUAAACAUUUAAAAAAUGUAUAGAUCUGGCCGACUAUUUCAAUUAAUGCCAAGACUCCUUGAUGACAUGUCAUCACAGAUGGCAUCAAUGUUACGCCUUUCAGAAGAGCUAAAUCGUUUGUCUGACUUCAGAUUUACGCCAAGACAUCUUAGACAAAGUAUUGCAGAUGGAGAGCCAGAAAUUCAUAAUACAGACAAAGAGUUCAAUAUCAACCUGGAACUUCCAGAUUUCAAGCCUGAAGAUGUGAAAAUUACUUCUGAUAAUAACAGAAUAACGAUUAACGCAAAGCGUGAAGAAAAGCUUGAAAACAAUGGAUACGUUUGUAGUGAGAUUACACGCACAUACUCACUCCCAGAGGAUGUUGACCCAAAGACAAUUGUCUCAGCAAUGAACAGAAAUGGAAUUCUUAAAAUUGUUUCUCAGAAGAAAGAUGUGCCUCAAGAAACUCCAAUCCCAAUUGACUUCAAGAGUCAGACCCAAACAUAAAAAUUCCACUUGUGUUCUGCCUGUAUAUAGCCUAGCUUACUCAAGAUUUUAUCUUAAAUAUUUGUUAACCAAUGAAAUUGUUAGUUUUGUAAGAUAAAAAAAAACAGUGAAGAAAAUAUAAUAAUUAUAAAUAUAAUUUGAUAGGUUUUUUGUUUAUAUAUAUUAUUGAGAUUUAUGCAAUAAAAUGCAUAAAUUAAUUUGUGUUAUACUAAGUCAUUUUUAUAUGAAUUAGAUUUAAACAAUGUAUAGUUCUAUAAGAACCAUUUUACAGUAUUAAUUGAUUCAUUAUCAAUUGUGUUAUUAAAAUGUAGUUUUUUAAUUUUGUCUUAAAUCCAGAGAGUGUAAUUGUAAUUUGUUGUAUGAUUUAUUUUCAUUAUUUUCUUAAUAUUUUUGUUUAAUCGUUUUGUUUAUCAAAUUAAAAUUUGCUUCCAAUU
This is a messenger RNA of Biomphalaria glabrata, 1229 nucleotides long. Its product is annotated as alpha-crystallin B chain-like. Lineage: Eukaryota; Metazoa; Mollusca; Gastropoda; Planorbidae. The transcript has 4 exons. The record is from RefSeq and is a predicted model, not a curated record. The coding region runs from base 325 to 795 and encodes 156 amino acids. Gene Ontology annotation, molecular function: protein folding chaperone. Gene Ontology annotation, biological process: response to heat; protein refolding.